Molecule: messenger RNA, 1347 nt
Organism: Fusarium coffeatum
Lineage: Eukaryota; Fungi; Ascomycota; Sordariomycetes; Hypocreales; Nectriaceae
Exons: 2
Coding region: 1-1347 (448 amino acids)
Biological process (GO): GDP-mannose biosynthetic process; carbohydrate metabolic process
Cellular component (GO): cytosol
Molecular function (GO): mannose-6-phosphate isomerase activity; zinc ion binding
Source: RefSeq, a predicted model, not a curated record
AUGCGCGUUCCUCUCAUUCGUCUGCAAUGCGGUGUCAACUCGUACGCCUGGGGAAAGAAGGGUAACGAGUCUGCCGCUGCGCGGUUCGCAGCUGCUACGCCUUCUGAUGACCUCAAGAUCGAGUCUGAGUCCCCAUACGCCGAGCUUUGGAUGGGAACUCACCCUUCAAACCCCUCCAAAGAUCUCGAAACCGGCCGAACUCUCCUAGACCUCUGCGAGGACAACCAGUCACUGCUCUCCCAAACCAUCUCCUCUCACUACGGCCACAAGCUUCCCUUCCUCUUCAAGGUCCUCUCGAUAGCCAAGGCGCUCUCCAUCCAGGCCCACCCCAACAAGAAGCUCGCCGAACAGCUUCACGCUCGCGACCCAAAGAACUACCCCGAUGACAACCACAAGCCAGAGAUGGCCAUCGCCAUCACACCCUUCGAAGGUCUCUGCGGUUUCCGUCCCCUCCCCGAGAUCGUGCACUUCCUCGACACGGUACCUGCGCUGCGCGCGCUCGUAGGCGAUGAUGCUGCCAAGGAGUUUGCGCAGGUGGCCAAGGAUCAGGAGCAUGGUGUCACGGAUGAGAAGAAGAAGUUGCUGAAGAAGGUCUUUGGUGCGCUUAUGUCUUCUUCCGCGGAGGAUAUUGCUGAGCAGAUGCCCAAGUUGGCUGAGCAAGCUGAGAAGGAGGGUGCUGAUUUCGCUGGCGGAGGUGUCGUUGCUACUCCUGGUGAGAAGCUUGCUGAGCUUGUCAAGCGAACGCACGGCGAGUUCGGUGAUGACAUUGGUUGCUUUGUGCUCUUCUUCCUCAACUUCGUCACACUAGAGCCCGGCGAGGCUCUGUUCUUGGUCGCUGAUGACAUUCACGCUUACAUCUCUGGCGACAUCAUGGAGUGCAUGGCCGCCUCCGACAACGUCGUCCGUGCCGGCUUCACACCCAAGUUCAAAGACGUUUCAACUCUGGUCGACAUGCUGACCUACAACUUCGCACCCAUCGAUGAGCAAAAGAUGAGACCCACCGAAUACCCCUACGCAACACUCAACAGGGCAGGCUACAGCUCCGGCUCAGCAGUACUACUCUACGAUCCUCCUAUUCAAGAAUUCAGCGUGGUGCGCACCCUUCUCCGGGGCGACGGCGCCAAAGCCACCUUUGAGCAGAUCGACGGACCCAGCAUUGUCAUCUGCACGAGCGGCAAGGGCAAGAUCUCUGUCGGACCUACGGUUCAGGAGAUGAAGGAGGGCUAUGUGUACUUCGUGGGAGCCAGCGCUGAGCUGGUGCUUGAGUCUGAGGGUGGAGAGGAUGAUGAGUUUACGACGUUCAAGGCGUUCUGUGAGAUUGAUGAUUCGGAGAAACAGAAGCUAUAG